Messenger RNA from Hordeum vulgare subsp. vulgare (domesticated barley), 1137 nucleotides. Its product is annotated as fibroin heavy chain-like. The record is from RefSeq and is a predicted model, not a curated record. Bases 57 to 830 code for a protein of 257 amino acids. NCBI's taxonomy places the organism in Eukaryota, Viridiplantae, Streptophyta, Magnoliopsida, Poales, Poaceae. The transcript has a single exon.
UUCACCAUCACGGCUACUCACUGUUGAGAUAGAGACUAGAGAGAGCAGUGGGCACAAUGGUUUGCAUUAAGGCCAUUGCUUUUGUGGUUGUAGUUGCCGCUGCUGCGUCGCUUGCUCCGGUUGGUGAGAGCCGCUUUGCUCGGAAGGACCUUGGUCUCAACCUGGGCCUUGGCGGGCUCGGAAUCGGUAUCGGAUUGGGUGCUGGUGUUGGCGCAGGUGGUUCCGGCUCUGGGUCAGGUUCAGGUUCGGGAUCUGGUUCCGGAUCAGGGUCAGGAUCAGGAUCAGGAUCAGGGUCAGGUGGCCUAGGUCUUGGACUUGGUGUUGGAGUCGGUAUUGGUGCAGGUGGUGGUGGUGGUGGUUCUGGAUCAGGCUCUGGAUCGGGUUCGGCGCCUGUCUCUCGUUCUGGGUCGAUUCCAGGCAUAGGAUCUGGUUCUGGAUCGGCAUCGGCUUCUGGGUCAGGCUCAGCCUCGGGAGGGGGUGGGCUUGGGCUUGGGGCUGGGCUCGGUAUUGGAUUAGGUGGUGGCACUGGUGGCUCUAGCUCGAGUGCAGGCUCGGGCUCAGCUUCGGCUUCGAGCUUUGGCUCGGGAAGCGGCUCAAGCGCUGGAUCGGGAGCUAGCUCUAGUGCAGGAUCCGGUGCAACAUCGGGUGUUGGGCCAAGUGCGGGUUCAAAUGCAGGGUCUAGCGCAGGCUCGAGUGCCGGAUCAAAUGCGGGGUCUAGUGAUGGCUCUAGUGCCGGUUCAAGUGCAGGCUCUAGUGCGGGUUCAAGUGCGGGAUCUAGUGCGAGAUCAAGAGCGGGUUCCGAAGCCAAAAGAGUGCAAGGCCACAACUAAUGUGAUCUGGGAUGAAGACAUGAUUCUCUAAAUACUAUGUUAAUUCUAAAAUAAGGACAUACAUAUAUAAUUAUUGUGACAAUUGGUGAAGGCAAUGAUAUUUGAUGUAUUUCAUUUUGACAAGGAUCAAAAGAGUAUGGUUAUAUGAAAACUCGGGUAUGCUUUGAAUAAAGGACCUUAGAUGAAUCUCAAAUGUCUUUCAUUUUUUAAAUUUCAUUAUCAUGCUUUAACUCUUGAGUAAUUAUGUAUGGUGCAUGAUCUAGUAACAUUAACUUGAACACCAAUGUUGUAUCCUUAUGUACCUAGC